This is a messenger RNA of Lottia gigantea (owl limpet), 744 nucleotides long. RefSeq lists its product as hypothetical. Gene Ontology annotation, molecular function: serine-type endopeptidase activity. The transcript has a single exon. The coding region runs from base 1 to 744 and encodes 247 amino acids. Gene Ontology annotation, biological process: proteolysis. The record is from RefSeq and is a predicted model, not a curated record. NCBI's taxonomy places the organism in Eukaryota, Metazoa, Mollusca, Gastropoda, Lottiidae.
AUGAGAAUUGUUGGUGGGGUUCAAACUGAAAAAUGUGAAUACCCAUGGAUGACAAGAUUGAGGAUGGGAUCAGCAAUGUGUGGAGGAAGUAUCAUUGAUGCUUAUCAUGUUGUAACUGCUGCACACUGUGUUGGACAGAACACUCCUGCUACAAUAUCAGUACAUGUUGGUGAAUAUGACUAUAGAAAUGCAAAUGAACCAAAUGAUCAGGUCGUCCCUGCCGCUGCUAUCAUAAAACACCCAAACUAUCGAGAUUUACCCAAUGGUGAACAAGAGAAUGAUAUUGCCAUCAUCAAACUGGCCAAACCACUUCAAAUGAACAGCUGUGUUCAACCAGUCUGUUUGGCUAAAGCUGGAGAUGGACAGAAACUACCUCCUGGAACCCAAUGUACAACUGCUGGCUGGGGAACAACAUCAACAGGUGGUCAGACAUCACCUAUUCUCCAGGAAACAACCAUCCCAACCUACAGUGGAUACGACUGUAGCAGAUAUUUCUCUCAAACGGUACCCAGUAAUCCUAACCUACAACUCUGUUCUGGACGUCCAGUCAUUGGAGGAGCUGAUACAUGUCAAGGUGAUUCUGGUGGUCCUUUAUUCUGUCCUAUUAAUGGUAGAUAUGUACAGUAUGGUGUAGUAUCCUAUGGAGCAGGAUGUGCUAGUGCUGGUGCAGCUGGUGUCUAUACAGAUGUUGGAAACAUGAGAAAUUUCAUUGAUCAAGUUGUCAAUAAUCAGUUUGGAAAGUAA